This is a messenger RNA of Galendromus occidentalis (western predatory mite), 397 nucleotides long. Its product is annotated as cytochrome b-c1 complex subunit 6, mitochondrial. Bases 74 to 319 code for a protein of 81 amino acids. The record is from RefSeq and is a predicted model, not a curated record. Gene Ontology annotation, cellular component: respiratory chain complex III. Gene Ontology annotation, biological process: mitochondrial electron transport, ubiquinol to cytochrome c. The transcript has 2 exons. NCBI's taxonomy places the organism in Eukaryota, Metazoa, Arthropoda, Arachnida, Mesostigmata, Phytoseiidae.
GCACGACCAGCCAGUCGAACGUCGUUGCCCUUUUCUGUCCUUGUGGAGAUCAGAGGGAAUUCGGGUGAGGAAGAUGCCUCUGUCGCCUGUGAAAGCUCAGGAAGUUGAGGAGCAGGAGUUGGUCGACCCACAGACGACGUUGAGGGAGAAAUGUCGCGAAGAACCCAAGUGUGCGGCAUUCAAGGAGAAGUGGGAUGCUUGCGAGACUAGAGUUCGCUCGCGAAAGAAGACCGCAGAGACGUGCUCGGAGGAACUCAUCGAUUUCAUACAAUGCGUGGAUCAUUGCGUAGCGCCGGAACUCUUCAAGCAUCUCAAGUGAACUUCGAAUGUGCCCUUCAGUAGCUCCUGACGUUUUUCUUUCAAUCAAUGCGGCUAAUAAAUUUCCCUGUUAUAUAGA